This is a messenger RNA of Moesziomyces antarcticus, 3885 nucleotides long. RefSeq names its product AAA-domain-containing protein. Gene Ontology annotation, cellular component: cytosol; peroxisomal membrane. Gene Ontology annotation, molecular function: ATP hydrolysis activity; ATP binding. Bases 1 to 3885 code for a protein of 1294 amino acids. Gene Ontology annotation, biological process: protein import into peroxisome matrix. The record is from RefSeq and is a predicted model, not a curated record. The transcript has a single exon. NCBI's taxonomy places the organism in Eukaryota, Fungi, Basidiomycota, Ustilaginomycetes, Ustilaginales, Ustilaginaceae.
AUGACGGUGCCAACUUCGCCAACGCGCCAGCUCGACGUCGACCUCGUGGUCGACGAGCAAGAUGCUGCUCUGACAGACCAGGCCGUCGCCCUCUCGCCGGCGCUGUGGAACGUCCUCAAUGCCACUGCCUCGACCUCAGCUGCAUCGUCCUCCAAGGCUGCCUCUGGAAGCACCCUCACGGUGAGCUUGCGGCCGCCCUCGGGACGCCGUCCACGGCUCUCUGGCGUUGCUGCCCUCACCGCCCAUGCCGUAAAGAGCUCCCAAGACACGCCCGGACUGUGGCUGCACGCCUCCAGAGCCAUGAUCACUGCGCUCGGCAUAUCUUCGCGUCCCUCGCGCACCCAGCAGCCGCGCCAAGUAAGCAUCGAGCUACACACGCUACUGGAUGCCUCGCUAGUCUAUCUGCAGGCCACGACGUCGGCGGCUUACGAUGUAGCCAUCGCCAACCAGGACGAGCUGGUGCGUCAACUCGACCGGCGCAUCCUGCGUCAGGGCCAGCUCAUCCGUGCUCAGCUCGCUGGCAACGAUACGCCCCUCCGCGUGCUCGUGCUCGAGCCGCUGCUCCAGGGCGUCUUUGCUGCCGACGCAACCGAGGUGCUCCUCACCAUGCACCCGGAAGCCGCCGACGCCGACCCUCUCGAAGCCUCCAUGCUCUCAAGCGUCUCCGAAGACUCGUACUCGAUAGCAGCCAGCGACGCCAACGGCCUCUACGAUGCGAGCCACAGCGACGGCGAGCUCCAGGACGAUGACGGCGACGAUGAGGACCUCGAGAUCGACGAGCGCUUCCUCGCACAGACGGUGCUGCAGGACUUCUCCAACCUCGACAUCGCGAUCGAUCCCGCGCCCGAUGCGUCGAACGCACGAAGCCGUACAAGCACCACCCAGGCGAGCCGCGUGAAGCGGUGCGCGCUGCGCCAGCUCCAGGAUCCAGCUGCACUGGCGGCCGCCAUUGCGCACUGGCACGCGAGCGCUUCGUCGGCCGAUGCCGCUGCAUCUGCGGCCGCAGCCAACAGCAUCGACGAGGAAAACGUCGUGCUUGCGACCGAGCGCGACAUGGCCGCGCUCGGCGCAUUCAACGGAGACUGGCUCGCCGCGAGUGCACCAGGCAGCAGCGGGCGCACAAGGCUCGUGCGCCUGCUGGCGUCCAAGGACCUGCCCUCCACCGACGCAUCGCCUGCCGUGUGGAUGUCGCCCGUGCUGGCGCAAAACAUCCUUGGCGACGAUGUGUUUGGCACCGCAGCGCCGAGCGUGGUGCUGCGCGUGCUCGGAUCGCGGCCGUCGGACCAGCAGCCCGAUGUAUCUGCGCUGGUGCGGACGUGCCCUGUGGCAGUACCCUUCGCCGAGUCGCUGCGGAUUGCGCGCGUGGCAGGCCCGCUCAGCGUGGACCGCGCCUACCAGGGUCUCUUCCUCGAGGCGCUGCGCACGUUCUUCGAGGAUCGCCGCCGCAUCUGCCGCAGCGGCGACAUCAUUGCCGUCGCGAUCGAGGCGAGCAAGGCACGCUUCGUGGUGCGCGAGGCGGAUCCCGACGCGACCACUGACUCGGCUCCGGACGACAUCCACGACCUGCGUCUCCCCUCGGCGGCGAGUGCGGCCAGGACGGCGACGGUGUACUUUCGCGUGACCGACGUACGCGCCGAGCUGGUGGCGCCCGACGCAGCUGCGGCCAAGCAGAUGCACGAGGCGGUGCGUGGGCUCGCACUGCAGGCGCAGGCGGGCGAGCUCGGCUGCAUCGUCGACCCCAACGUGACCAAGAUGGUGCAGACGGGCGUCGAGCACUGCCGCGUCGUCGACUGCGAUCGCUGGCUGGGCAUCGUGUGCGACACGCCGAGUCUGCCCACGGAGGUGUCGGCGGUGGUGGCGCCGUUGGUGGGCGCGUCGAGUGCAUACGCAGGGCUGUCAUCGCUGCUAUCCGCGACGCUGCAGCCGGGAGCGGGGCGGUUCGGGCUGCAUCUGAGCGUGCUGCUCAAGGGCGCGCGUGGAUGCGGCAAGCGCACGGUGGCACGCUGGGUUGCCAAGGCCGCCGGCGUGCAGCUGGUGGAGCUCGACUGCUUUGACGUGGUGUCGGACACGGACGUGCGCACCGAGGGCAUCCUGCGAGCGCGCUUCCAGAAGGCGGCCGAGUGCGCGCCAUGCAUCUUUCUGCUGCGCAACAUCGAGGCGCUCGCACGCAAGAGCCAGGCCCUCGAGACGGGGCAGGAGCCUCCGCUGGCAACUGCGUUGCAAAAGUGCUUCGAGGAGCUGUGGGACGUCGACUCGGGAGACGGCAUGCCCGUGGCGGUGUUCGGCACGACGAGCGAUGCGGACAAGUGCCCGUCGGGCGUGCUGGGCUGCUUCAAGCACGAGGUGAGCUUCAAUGCGCCCAACGAGGCGGAGCGACGCGCAAUGCUCGAGCUCACGCUCGCCGAUACGGUGCUGGGCCCCGACGUGGAUCUCAAGAACCUGGCGACGCAGACGGCUGCGCUGGUGGCGGCGGAUCUUGUGAACUUGGCGUCGCGAUCGCGGCUCAUGUCGGUGCACCGUGUACGCAAAGCGCUGCCUUCCAGCGUGGCUGGCGUGUCGGAGCGUGAUCUUGUGCUGGCCGGGCUGGCGAUCACGGGCGCCGACGUGGACUCGGCGCUGAACAAAGCGCGGUCGAGCUACUCGGAGUCGAUCGGUGCGCCCAAAAUCCCGAAUGUGACGUGGGACGAUGUGGGUGGCUUAGCGUCGGUCAAGUCGGAUAUUCUCGACACGAUCCAGCUGCCGCUCGAGCAUCCGGAGCUGUUCAGCGACGGGCUCAAGAAGCGCUCGGGUAUCCUGCUGUACGGCCCGCCGGGGACGGGCAAGACGCUGCUGGCCAAGGCGGUGGCUACGUCGUGCUCGCUCAACUUUUUCUCGGUCAAGGGACCGGAGUUGCUCAACAUGUACAUUGGCGAGUCGGAGGCGAAUGUGCGGCGCGUAUUCCAGCGCGCGCGCGACGCCAAGCCGUGCGUGAUCUUCUUUGACGAGCUGGACUCGGUGGCGCCGAAGCGAGGCAACCAGGGCGACAGCGGUGGCGUGAUGGACCGGAUCGUGUCGCAGCUGCUGGCGGAGCUCGACGGCAUGGCGGGCUCUUCGGAGGGGACGGACGUGUUUGUGAUCGGCGCAACGAACCGACCGGAUCUGCUGGACCCUGCGCUGCUACGACCCGGACGGUUUGACCGGAUGCUGUACCUGUCUGUUUCGGAGACGCAUGCGGCGCAGCUCAACAUCCUGCAGGCGCUGACGCGCAAGUUUAAGCUGGAUGGCGAUGUGGGCGAUCUGGGGUGCAUCGCCGAGCAGUGUCCGUUCAACCUGACGGGCGCCGAUUUCUACGCGCUGUGUUCGGACGCCAUGCUCAAGGCCAUGACGCGCAAGGCGGGCGAGGUGGACGAGCGGAUCGCGGCGAUCAACUCAACGCCGGGCAAGAAGACGCAUCCGCACCCGCUCACGGCGCAGUACUAUCUGGCGGAGAUGGCGAGUGCCGAGGAGAUCGAGGUGCGGGUGAACCGGCGCGACUUUGAGCUGGCGCUGCGCGAGCUGACGCCGUCGGUGAGCGAGCAGGAGAUGCAGCACUACCGCGAGGUGCAGGCCAAGUUUUCGGCACCCAAGCCCGACGCUGCCGCCGCCGCGGCGCCGCCCAACGCGAGCAAUGGCGCAGUGGAGGUUGAUGCGGCGCAGAUGGAUGACCAACGGCUCAUGGCAGCGAUUCAAGCAGCGCGUGCUGCGCAGUCCGGUGCUGGCGUGAAUGGCGCCCGUAGUGCCGGCAAGAGCUCUGCGGGCUCGGGCGCAGCGAAGGUCGACGCGGGGGACAGCGUGGACGGCGUUGACGCCGAAUCGGACUCGGCACAAGCGCGACGCCGGGCCAAAGGCAAAGGUCGCGCUAUCUGA